AUGAUAAUUGAAGUACGCGAUGAUUUGGGAACCGCCGCUUCUAUAUUCUCUAGGAAACACCCGUUAUCAUGCUGGCUCUCAUCGAUGUUGAUGUGCUUUGCCGAUGCGUUUCUUGCCAAUUUUCUGCUCGGCGAGCCGGUGAUUGCGCCGUUUAAACGACAUGAUGAUGUGAUUUUGGCAACGAUUGUGUGGUACUUGGUAUUUUACGCACCUUUCGACGGAAUUUACAAAUUGGCCAAAUUGACGCCGGUCAAGUGCGUUUUGGCGGUCAUGAAGGAGGUGAAACGGGCCUACAAGAUCUCUCACGGAGUUUCCCAUGCGGCAAAACAUUAUCCACACUCAUAUUUGGUUCAAAUCUUGGUUGGAACAGCUAAAGGAGCCGGGUCAGGAAUUGUGCGUACCCUUGAGCAGUUGGUUCGAGGUGUUUGGCUACCAAACCACAAUGAGAUCCUUCGGCCAACCUUCGCGACGAAGGCGUGUGUUGCCGCAGCUUCAAUUCUUGCGUUGGAAAAGAAUGGCACAUAUAUUUCAGCUCCACACGACCUGAUUUAUUUGGUUAUUGUUGGAUUUCUGGUGUAUUUCAAGUUGUCUGCACUUCUUCUCAACGUCACCGAUCCGUUUGCCCCGAUCGAGAAUUUGUUCUGUGCGAUUUUCAUGGGCGGCAUUUGGGAUGCUGUCUCUAGAGCUCUCGCUGCUGCUCGAGACCGUCGCAAUGGGGUUCACGCCAAUGAAAACGGAUCGAUUGCGAAUGGUGAAAAGAAAGAACAAAUGACUGAUACUGAUGAGAGUGGAGAUUCUAAAAAGUCUAAGAAGCUGCACUCUUUGAAUGAAAUUAAGGUCAUUGAAAUUAAUCGUCAUAAUUUUAACCAAAUAUGGCCCUAUUUACUGGUUUGUAUAAAAGCUUCAGAUUUCAUUGCCGUUGACCUGGAAUUGAGCGGUCUUGGUAAAGGAAUUCGUGCAAAGAAUAUCGAAGAACGUUAUUUAGCAAUGCGAGAAGCCGCUAAAACGCGAAGUGUAUUAUCCUUAGGAAUUACAACUCUGAAAUUGGUGCAUAAAAGUGAGGAGAAGAAACGAAUGAAAUACGAAGCUCAGGUCUUUAAUAUUUUGACACUAAGUGUGAAUGACUUUGUCAUUGAGCCCAAUGCUUUGGAAUUUCUCGCCAAACAUUCCUUUGACUUUAAUCGAUUGAUUAAUUCAGGAGUUAAAUUCCAGUCUGAUAAUUGUCCGCUUUCGACCCUAUUCCACGAAAUUUUCAACACGUCAGCAACAUUUUGCGUUCACAAUGGAUUAAUUGAUUUGAUUUUCAUUUAUCAACAAUUCUAUGGAGCAGAUUUACCAGAAACUCUUGAUGAGUUCCGCAACAAUCUACAUGAACUCUUCCCGAUGGAUUAUUUGCCGCUGAUUGAUUCGAAGUAUUUGGCUGAAUAUCAAACAAGAAUGACUUCAUCGUACUUGGAAUACGUUUUUCGGCGAUCGCAAGGUGAUAACGAAAUCGAAUCAAUGAACAGAAGAAUUCAUGUAGAUAUUGUUUUCCCUCAAAGAGAAAUGCAAUGUAUUCAAGAUGCCACUGAAAAUGUUAAGUGUGCCCUGCCUGAUGGAUUUCCGAAUCAUCCGAUCCCAGUCGACCUCAAUACCCAUCUUUGUCUUUCAUUCGCUAACCACGGAUUUUGUAACAAUGCGAAAUGUUUAAAAGUUCACGAUGUUGAUUUGGCAAUUGAUUCACAAAGGGUAAAGGAGCAAAAAGUAAUUUUCAAGAGAAAAAGGAGAUAUAGCAAUGUAAUUGCGGAAACUGUAGCAGAUGAAAUUGAAAAUGAUGAAAAAGCGUGGAAAGAAGCCAAGUUUGGUGCGCAUUUCAAAAUGGCUGACUUUAAAGCAAAGAAAGCGGCCCAACUAUCGUCUUCCGGAUUGCAUCGCGCUGGUGUUGAUGCGUUUAUGACAGCGUUUGCUGUUAUUUUUCAACAACGCCUAGAGCUUAUGAAAACGAACCGAAUUGCCCAAGAGUAUUUAAAUAAGCUCCCACUGACAGGAAAGGACCUUCCGUUGGUGUUCGGCCCAUUCAAAAAUAAACGAAAUCCUGAUGAUCGCCAUAAUAAUAUUAUUACCAAAAUUAGUGCUGAACGAGAAAGAGUUCGUGGACUGAAGAACUGUUGUUAG
Molecule: messenger RNA, 2154 nt
Organism: Caenorhabditis bovis
Lineage: Eukaryota; Metazoa; Nematoda; Chromadorea; Rhabditida; Rhabditidae
Source: the annotation of a GenBank genome assembly